This is a messenger RNA of Magnusiomyces paraingens, 1020 nucleotides long. RefSeq lists its product as uncharacterized. The transcript has a single exon. The coding region runs from base 1 to 1020 and encodes 339 amino acids. The record is from RefSeq and is a predicted model, not a curated record. NCBI's taxonomy places the organism in Eukaryota, Fungi, Ascomycota, Dipodascomycetes, Dipodascales, Dipodascaceae. Gene Ontology annotation, molecular function: nucleotidase activity.
AUGAAGUUCUCUACUGUUCUCAAGGCUGGUGCCCUUUCAGCCAUCCAGCUCGCUGCUGCCCUCAACAUUAUCCUUACCAACGAUGACGCUUACACUUCCUCCAACAUCAGAGCCACCUACCAGGCUCUCAAGGACGAAGGCCACAAUGUUUUCAUUGUUGCCCCUGCCGAGAACCAAUCCGGCAAGGGUGGAACCUUUUCCUUUUCUUCUAGUCCCAAGCUUCAGAAAUCUUCCGAGUUUGGUGACCUUCCUGCUGGCUCUCCUGCUUGGGGCUACGAGGAGUCUGACAACCACGUCUGGUACUUCAAUGGCACACCUGCUGCCUCAGUUGCCUUUGGCCUUGACUAUGUCAUCCCCAACUACUUUUCCAACAUUAACAUUGACCUUGUCGUCUCUGGUCCUAACGAGGGUUCCAAUGCCGGCCCUGGCCUUUUCACUCUUUCCGGUACCAUUGGUGCCACCUACUACGCCGUUGGCCGUGGUAUCCCUGCCGCCGCCUUCUCUGCCGACUACUCUAACCACUCCUACUACAAGGAUGUCAAUGGCUUCCUUCCCAAUAAGGACGACGACUCGUUCUACUCUAACAUCUAUGCCAAGACCGUUGUUGCCAAGCUCGUCGAUGCUCUUGCCACUGCUGCUGGUGACAAUGAUCGUCUUCUUCCUCUUGGUGUUGGUCUUAACAUCAACAUUCCCUAUGUCGGUGCCCCUGCCAAGGAAACCUACAAUGUCGACUGCACUGCUCCUCCUCUUGUCUACACUCGCAUCACUGGUGGUGCCCAGUCUUACACUGUCAAGUUCAACGAGACCUCUGGUGUUUUCGUUUGGUCUUACCUCGAUUCCCAGAAAGCCCCCGGCCUUAACGUCGCUUACAAUGGUCCUACUGACCUUGCUGGCGAAACCGAUGUCUCUAAUGCCGCUGGCUGCCGUGUCGCUGUUUCUGCUUACUCUGUUGACUACACUGCUCCUGCUCCCGUCAAUGACGAGGUCCACAACCUUAUCCAGGCUGCUCUCAAGCGAUAA